Messenger RNA from Leishmania major strain Friedlin, 714 nucleotides. RefSeq names its product elongation factor 1-beta (gene eEF1B beta 1). The transcript has a single exon. Lineage: Eukaryota; Euglenozoa; Kinetoplastea; Trypanosomatida; Trypanosomatidae. Gene Ontology annotation, cellular component: cytosol; eukaryotic translation elongation factor 1 complex. The record is from RefSeq and is a predicted model, not a curated record. Gene Ontology annotation, molecular function: guanyl-nucleotide exchange factor activity; translation elongation factor activity. Gene Ontology annotation, biological process: translational elongation. The coding region runs from base 1 to 714 and encodes 237 amino acids.
AUGUCUCUGAAGGACGUGAGCAAGAAGGCCGCCGAGCUGGAGUCGAAGCUGAGCGGCAAGCUGUUCCUGGGCGGCGCGAAGCCGACGGCGGAGGAUGUGAAGGCGUUCAACGACCUGCUCGGCGCGAACCACGUGAACCUGUACCGAUGGGCGAAGAACAUGGCGACGUACGCCGAGGGCGAGCGCAAGGCGUGGGGCGCGCCGGUGCGCGUCGCUGCGCCGGAGCUGCGCAUGCCCGCGCCAGCGGCGAAGGCGGCGGGGUCGGAUGCUGCUGCGGAGAAGAGGGCUGCGCCGAAGGCUGCCGCUGUGGCGCCGCCGCCUGCCGCUGCCGCGGAGGAGGAGGACGACAUCGACCUGUUCGGCGAGACGACGGAGGAGGAGAAGGCAGCGCUGGAGGCGAAGAAGGCGAAGGACGCGGAGAAGAAGAAGGCGAAGAAGGAGGUGAUUGCGAAGUCGUCGAUCCUGUUCGAUAUCAAGGCGUGGGACGACACGAUCGACCUGGAGGCGCUCGCGCAGAAGCUGCACGCGAUCCAGCGCGACGGCCUGAUCUGGGGUGACCACAAGCUGGUGCCCGUUGCGUUUGGCGUGAAGAAGCUGCAGCAGCUGAUCGUCAUUGAGGACGACAAGGUGUCCGGCGACGACCUGGAGGAGAUGAUCAUGGGCUUCGAGGAGGAGGUGCAGUCGAUGGAUAUCGUCGCCUGGAACAAGAUCUGA